Molecule: messenger RNA, 1846 nt
Organism: Anoplopoma fimbria (sablefish)
Lineage: Eukaryota; Metazoa; Chordata; Actinopteri; Perciformes; Anoplopomatidae
Exons: 9
Coding region: 539-1846 (435 amino acids)
Source: RefSeq, a predicted model, not a curated record
AUCCAAAGCGACUUACAAUAAGUGUAUUCAACAAAGGUAUUCAAGAGAACUACUAGUCACCAGAAGUCAUAAGUGCAUCUCCUUUCUUAAACAACCCAGCUAGCAUGUAUAUAGCGGACCACUGGUGGCGUUAGGACGGCAAGCCACCGGUGGUAUGCCAACUGUGGCUCGACAUCGGACCACUGACAGUUACAAAACACACAUCGGGCCAUCGGCGGAUUUUGGUAGGUAAUCCGCGAUGGUGUGCGAGUACAGCUGCACUGUCAAGGCGGUGGCAUGCCACCUUCGGACCGCUGGAGGCCCGCUACUGUUACCACUGAGUUAGUUCUACUCAUUCAAUAUGCGCGAGGGUGGCGGCUUGCCACCCUCGGACCGCUGGAGGACCGCUAGACUCUACCCGUUUAAUAACGGAAAAUAACGGACGCCAGCAUCAAGACUCGAUCCAGACAUAGAAUGACUAGGUGACCAACAACAGUCUGUAGGCAUACACUGUAAGGUAAUUUAGGAAUUUAAUUUAAUAGGCAACACUCGUGGCACAAUGUCCAGUUACUGGAGCAAACGUAGAAGAAUAGCUAGAGGGGUGGAAAUGGAUUUACAGAGCCUCGCUUCCUCUUCAGCAAAGUGUGGGGGGGAAGGGGUAUAUGAAGUGACUGAGGGUAGUGGGGACUAUGUCCUACCAGGACAAAGCAGGACAACAGUGUGUGAGCUGGCCCUUUCAGGACAGAGUAGCACUACAGUGUGUGAGCAGGCCCAUGACAAUGAUGAUGAUAGUGAUGGUGGAGUGAGUGAUGACGAUGAUGAUGAUGAUGAUGAUAAUGAUAAUAAUGAUGAUCAUCAUCAUGACAGCGACGACACACAAAGUCAGUUAGCACAGUGGGCAGUUAGGAGAAGGAUCAGCCAUGCUGCGUUAGGGGAUCUACUAUCCAUUCUGUCUGGCAAAAUUCAUGGGUUGCCAAAAGACCCAAGAAAAGUCAAGAAGGCUGCCUUAGCAAAUGAAUCCCCUGACCCCCAGACAUGGACCUUGUAUCCAGUGGUCAUACUUAAAGUUAAAGAAACGUAUGAAAAGGCCCACAAUUUUUAUAUGAAGGCAAAAAAAGGAGAGUCAUUGGAUACCACCGAUGAUGAUGUGAAAAGAAAAAGAAAGCCAAAUAUGAAAUUUUCCCUGCCCGACUACUCCAGUGAAGACGAUGACAAUCGGAAUCUCCCCCGCCUCCAAAAAUCCCAAGAGCACCAGCAAAAAAAAAAAAAAACUAUUCCAAAUUCAGAGUUGACCACCGUUACUGCUCUGCCAGUAGCACCACCGCUCUUCCGCUCCAGCCAUGCCGAGUUAACAAGUCAGACCACCACUCCUCCGUCAACUUCGCCCACAUCUCUGCCAGUACCACCCCAGCAAGAUUUUUACAGACUUGUUCUGCAGCACCUCCGCACAAUUGAGGAGGAGCUGAAGGAGGUGAAGCAGCAGGUGGCGGUCAACACAGCCAUGAUACAGAGACUAGGUGGUGGUGGUGUGGCAGAUCUCGGCCUUGUGGAAGACACCAACAUGCCAUUGAGCAAUGCCGAGGACCUGGAUGAGCUGGAGAGGCGGCUUAUAUCUGAUGUGGACCUAAAAAAUCAACUGGUGAACAUACUUGCUAUUUUGGGAGGGAAAACCACCAAAGACGCAGUGAAGAGGAUGCUGGGCCGGGCUUUCAGGAGGUCCCUGGCGCUCCAAAUUAAUUGGACUGGCGCAGCUGGAAAGAUCGCUUUCAAGUCCCUAAACCUGAAGAGUGUGUUGCACAGAGCCGUUCGGAGAGUGGUAACCACAGCCACUGAAGAGGAGCUUCAAAAGAAGUCUCCCUGUAUUUGA